Molecule: messenger RNA, 1492 nt
Organism: Calypte anna (Anna's hummingbird)
Lineage: Eukaryota; Metazoa; Chordata; Aves; Apodiformes; Trochilidae
Gene: SNCA
Product: synuclein alpha
Exons: 6
Coding region: 452-883 (143 amino acids)
Biological process (GO): synaptic vesicle endocytosis; chemical synaptic transmission; synapse organization
Cellular component (GO): axon terminus; neuronal cell body; cytoplasm
Molecular function (GO): cuprous ion binding
Source: RefSeq, a predicted model, not a curated record
GGACUCAGGGAGACCAAGUCGCCUGGUCUCCCUUUUACACUUGUUCCUCUCUUGUUCCGCGUGGAUGGAACAAGUCCUUCCCGUGGUAUCACGCCUCCCACCUCUCCGCCACGGAGGACGCGAGAGGGUGGGCGCAGGAGGCGGGGGAGCGUCCCGCCCUUGUUCUCUCUCUCCUUCCCUCUCUCCCGCGGCGCAUCCUCUCUCCGCCCCUCGCCCUUCUCCUCCCUCACACUCGCCACCUGCGGGGCUGCCGUCGGGGGUGGUGCCAGCAGAGCCAGCCGCUCCCCCCGCCUCGGGGAUGUGCUGAGAAGGGGCAGCUUCCCUCGGGCCCUGCGCGCCUCUCCCGCCGCUUCCCCUGAGCCCCUUCCCCACCGCCCCACGCCUGCUCGGAACGGGUCCGGUCGCCGGUGGCGAAGGAGCCCGGCGACUUGUGUGAAGAUAUUCUUCAGCCAUGGAUGUGUUCAUGAAGGGACUUUCCAAGGCAAAGGAAGGAGUUGUAGCAGCAGCAGAAAAAACCAAGCAGGGUGUGGCAGAGGCAGCAGGGAAGACGAAAGAAGGUGUCCUUUAUGUGGGUUCCAGGACCAAGGAAGGAGUUGUUCAUGGUGUCACAACAGUGGCUGAGAAGACCAAAGAGCAAGUGUCUAAUGUUGGGGGAGCUGUGGUGACAGGAGUGACAGCAGUGGCCCAGAAGACAGUGGAAGGAGCAGGGAGCAUUGCUGCAGCCACUGGCUUGGUGAAGAAGGAUCAGUUGGGCAAACAGAAUGAAGAAGGUUUCCUGCAGGAGGGAAUGGUGAAUAAUGCAGAUGUUGCCAUGGAUCCUGAGAAUGAGGCUUACGAGAUGCCUCCAGAGGAAGAGUAUCAAGACUAUGAACCUGAAGCAUGAGAGUCCCUUCCUUCCUUUAUAUCUCCUGAAAUCUACUAAAUCUACUACUAAAGACGUCCCAUCCUGUACAAGUGCUGAGUUCCAAUGUGCCCAGUCGUAAAAUUUUUUUACAGUUUUUACAGUGUAUUUUGAAGUCUUCCAUCAGCAAUGAUUGGAGUAUCUGUGACUGCAUCCACCUUGUUUCAGCAUUUCCCUCCUGCUGAAAUGAAAGCUGGUUGGCAGGGUCAUUGUUGUGCUGUGGAUAUUGUGGCUUCAAGUUUAAAAGUUAAAAAAGAAAAUGUUAAAUAAAAACACCUAAGUGUCUAUUGCUUAUUUCUAACUCUGUACAUGUUUUGUUGAUAGGCUGUCAGUAUUUUAAUAUUGUUUAUGAUACACUUUUUAUUUGUUUCCUAUGACUCUUCUUUCUGUGCAGAGAUGACUUAUUGUGAGAGCUUUAUAUAUAUAUGUGUGUAUGUAUUAUACAUAUAAAAAAAAGUAACUGAGCAUGAACUAUGCACCUAUAAAUAUUAGCUGUUGAAAGUUUAUUGGUUUGUGAUGUGUUUUAUUAACUUGUGUCUGUAAAUAAUGGUGUUCAACUGAAACAAAUAAAACAUAACCCAUUAAAAUGAA